AUGGAGGGUCUGAUUAAGGGUCUGCUCGACGUGGCACUCGGCCACGGCGGCGACAAGGGCGAAGACUCGGUCGUGUCUGGAGAGCCGGAGAAUGACAGUGAUCGCCCACAUGGGUAUAACAACCAGAACCACUGGAAUAGACAGGAAGAGAGUACCCAUUUCGAUUCUCCAAGGCGACCUCAUAAGGUUCAGAAGGACCAGUGGCAGGGAUUUAAAUGUCCUGCCAGUGAGCAACAAUACUCUGAUGAGGUUGAAGUGGGUGCUAACUUAAACCCCUCAGAAGAUGAGCUUGCUGAUCUGUCCCAAGCUUGCAAUAAAAUCUGGGAACUUGAUUUAAACCGUUUAGUCCCUGGAAAGGACUAUGAAAUUUACUGUGGUGAAGGGAAGAAGGUUUACCACAAGGGAGAUUUAGCAGAAGGAAACUUGUUUUCCUGGCUGAGUGAAGAUGUGCUCACAAGUCCUACUUAUGCUCGUUUCUGUUCUCUUUUAGAUAAUUACAACCCAAAUGAAGGGUGCAAAGAGGUUAUCACAUCUGAGGAGAAACAAGAGCAAGCUGCAUUCAUCGAAGAAAUCAGCAGAACUGCUCCGAUCAAAUAUCUCCACAGAUACCUCUCACGCAAGGGCAUUGUAUCUGAGAACUACCAAGAGUUCAAAAGAACAUUGACUGCUCUUUGGUUUAAUCUUUAUGGCCGUGGUGGCACUUCUGGUUGUUCCUCUGCUUUUGAACAUGUUUUUGUGGGAGAAAUAAAGCAGCGUGGUGAGAAGAGGUUUCUGGCUUCCACAAUUGGAUUCAGGUUGUGCUAUAGAACUGAUACUUUGCCUAUAGUACUUGUGUAUCAAUAUAUCAUUAUGUCCAGAUAAUUUAGUGUGAUUUGUGCAUCUGAUGUUGUUAGUUCAUAUCUCUUAGUUGGAGUGAGCCCAGAAUUUGAAGUUGCAUUGUAUACCCUGUGUUUCUACAUGGGUGGAGAGGACAACCACAUUCAGCUGGGUCCAUACCCAGUUAACAUCAAAUGCUAUCGCUUUGGAGAUAGAAUUGGGUCUGUGUUUCCAAUGGGAGAGUAAUGAGUUCAGGUCUUAGGACUAAACAAGUUAUCUGGUUAUAAGAG
Messenger RNA from Argentina anserina (silverweed cinquefoil), 1106 nucleotides. RefSeq lists its product as uncharacterized. NCBI's taxonomy places the organism in Eukaryota, Viridiplantae, Streptophyta, Magnoliopsida, Rosales, Rosaceae. The record is from RefSeq and is a predicted model, not a curated record. Bases 1 to 861 code for a protein of 286 amino acids. Gene Ontology annotation, molecular function: RNA endonuclease activity. The transcript has 4 exons.